Molecule: messenger RNA, 1939 nt
Organism: Phyllotreta striolata
Lineage: Eukaryota; Metazoa; Arthropoda; Insecta; Coleoptera; Chrysomelidae
Source: the annotation of a GenBank genome assembly
CUAAAAGUUUCUUUGAAUGAUUUAAAAAUAUUUUUAUUUAUAAUAACACCGAUUGUUGAAAUUUGAACCUGCUUGAACUCCGAAGUGUUCAUUGCUAAUCAUUUAAUAUACACGUGAUAUAAAGAUUGUCUUCUAUAAUUAAAGCGCUAAAGUGAUGGUAGUUAAUGAAUUAUUUUAAAGAAUUUGUUUUUUUAUACUGGCCGUGCAGGUAAGUUUAAUUUUUAUUAGUUAAGUGUGUAUUCCUUGAAUUUGAAGGUGAAGAAAUUGAGUUUAUUAGACAGUAUAAAAAGUUUAAAAAACGUGAAGAAAUUUCAACUGACGCUCGUCAAGAAAAUAAAACUUUUAUAAAAAAAAUCGCUCUGUAUAGUCGUGACUUUCGCAAUCAGACUCGCUGUUAUCGGCGAAAGGUCACCGGAAUGUCUCAAUAGAACGAAACUCAAACACAAACACAACGAAUUUUCCUCUCGUUUCGAAUGCGCUCGUCGUAAUUUCCGAAAAAUUUUUCUCUCCUCUUUCGCUGCGAUGCCUUUGAAUCCUCCGAAACCGGCGUUGGUGGUGUUCGUGAUCGCGUUCUCGGCGGCGGCGGCGCUCGCCGCCCACCGGCCCACCUUCGACAACAUCCGCGUGACCGUCUCGUCGAAGAAGUUCCCCGACAGAGCGGAAAAGGUGCUGGUGAACUCCGACAGCCUGCAGCAAGCGCUCGCCGCACGCGACGCCGACGCCAUCGACAUCGUGAAAAUCGACGAGGAAUCGCUGCCGGUCCUCUACGAGGGAGCGUUCAGGAACGUCGAUCUCGCGCAACUCACCAUCUCCGAUACUGAUUUGGAGGAGAUCAAGCCCGGCGCUUUCGCCGGCAUGAGGAGAAUCGAUUCGUUGGUUAUCGGCGAGAAUCGAUUGCAAUCGAUACGAAGGGGAGUCUUCGCCAAUCUGACGAUCGCGAAGCUCUACUUGGACGACAACAGCAUCAAGGUGGUGGAGAGCGGCUCGUUCGCCGGCAUGAGGAUGAUCACCACGCUGGUGUUGAGCAUCAACGAGAUUAAGAUUCUGGAACGGGGCACGUUCAAGGAUUUGCCCGAGCUGCAGUCGCUCCGAUUGGAUUUUAAUAAAAUCGAGACCAUCGACGAGGCCGCUUUCGAGAAUUUACCCAAGCUGCAUAGAUUAGAUUUGGAUAAUAAUCGUAUUAAAAGAAUCGACUCUAAUUCGUUCGUAAAUCUCCCGCUACUGGUCGUGCUCCUCUUAGAAACGAACGUUAUCGAAACGAUCUCAUUGAAGGACCUCGACAGUUUGAAAGUGCUCUUCGUUCACGACAAUAACAUCAAGAAAUUAGACAUGGGCAUGUUAGAUGGAUUGAAGAGCAUCAGCAAAGUGAACAUCAGCCACAACGACAUCACGACCAUAGAGGGAGUCGUCAAACGCGGUUUAAACAUGGUCUAUUUCGAUUUGAGCUACAACGACAUCACCGAAGUGCCCGAAGGAGCUUUCAACGGAUCUAGUAUUAGAAAAUUGAGCCUGAACGACAACAAAAUCCGCAAAUUAGCGCCGGCUGCGUUCAAUUCGACACGCACGAGGCGGAUUUUGCUGCAUCGCAACGCCAUCAGGUCGAUCAGAAGCGGCACGUUCGCCAAGAUCGACGUCGACGAGUUGCUGUUGAACAACAACCGCAUCGAGCGGAUCGAGCCGGGCGCGUUCGAGUACUCGAGCUUCCAGAAGAUCGAUCUGGACAACAACAAACUGACGGCGAUCGAACCGGGCACGUUCAAGAACGUGAAAGUGGCGUUUAUUUCGAUUCUGAACAACGCCGGGAUGAACCAGAAGGCGUUCAACAACGUUUCGGACCUGCUGCGGACCGGAACGGAGCCGGCCCGGAUCCGCGAUAGAGAGAAUGUGAUUUUAGAUAUUAAAUAGAUAUUUUAUAUGAUUAAUAAAAGUACGUUGUUUU